Molecule: messenger RNA, 2746 nt
Organism: Chlamydomonas reinhardtii
Lineage: Eukaryota; Viridiplantae; Chlorophyta; Chlorophyceae; Chlamydomonadales; Chlamydomonadaceae
Exons: 14
Coding region: 408-2360 (650 amino acids)
Molecular function (GO): FAD binding; monooxygenase activity
Source: RefSeq, a predicted model, not a curated record
CUUAACCAGCGCUGGUCAAGCACACCACGCUCGUUGAGUUAUGACAGGGUGAACUCCACGGGUGAACUCACGACGUCACGAUUGGCGCUCACAGCAUGAAGUCGCAAAUUGUGUACACUGGAACAGAAAGGCUCUCAGGUGUCCCGAAGCCGUAUUAUAUCGCCGGCAGCCCAACACGCCAAGGCUGCAUGAUUGUCGCCCGCUCGCGCACACGCGCUGCGCUCAACAACGCGCACUACAAGCAGCUUCUGCCAUUUACAGCAACCUUACGAGGUGGUGCAGCGCUGCCGGGGCCACAAGCGGCACUAACGCUCGCUCACCGCAGAAGCAGUACUCUUGCCAGCAGCAUUGCCCUGCAAGCGCGAUCAACGCGCGCCCUCAGGCCAGCAGUUUCGCAGACAGCAGUCAUGGGCGCCACGGCUGAGGAGGUUGCACCCCUGGAUGUGGCGGUGGUGGGGGGCGGCCCGGCGGGGCUGGCCGCGGCGGUGGCGCUCCUCCGCACCUGCCCGCCGGGCACUCGACUGCAGGUGUUUGAGGCGGGCGCCGCCUUCACGUCCAGCCAGGGCGCGGCUGUGGGGCUGUUCCUCAACGGCGUCAGGGCACUGGGGGCGCUGGAGCCCACCCUGCCGCACAGGCUCAUCGAUGAGGCAGUGCUGUUCUCCCACUGGCGCGACUACGACGACGUCAGCGGCGAGCUGCUGCCGGGCAGCAUGCCGCUGGACCGCGCGGGCGGGCUGCGAGCGGCCGGCUACACGCCCUGCCACGUGCAGUGGAGCACGCUGCGGGCGGCGCUGUACGAGCUGCUACCGCCGGGCUCGGUGCAGUUCGGCUGCAAGGUGACCAGCUGUGAUGAGGUCACCCAGGGCGGCAACGGCGAUGUCGAUAACAGCGGCGACGGCUACUAUGAGCUGCGGAUGAUGCGGCGGCGUGGCGGAGAGGCCGGCGCGGAGGGCGGCGGCUCAGAGCAGGGGCUGGGGGAGGAGGAGCAGGAGGAGGAGGUGGUGGUGCGUGCGCGGCACGUGGUCGCGGCCGACGGCUACUUCAGCCGCGUGCGCCGGACGGGCGGCGACGGCGGCAAGCCCACCUUCCGCGGUAAGGUGCGCUGGUUCGGCAGCCUCACCACCGCUGAGUUGAUGGAGGCGGUGCAGGCGGCUGCUGGUGCUGCUGCUGGUGCUGCUGCUGCUGCUGCUGGGAAGGAGGAGGAGGAGGGGAAGGCGGGUGCUGGCGGCCAGGAGGGGCCGAGGGUUCAGGCGGCGCUGCGGCUGCCCGAGUGUCUGGACACGGCACUGCACCCGGACGGCAUGCGCUCGGUGCACCGCUGGAUGCCGGGCGGGCCCAACCGCGUGCUGGAUGUGCAGGCCGCGCCUCGGGGCUUUGUGUUUUACCCCAUCUCGCUGCCCACUGCCGGCCCGGGCGGCUCCCGGCUGGUGUGGAGCAUGUACGCCGAUAUGCCGGUGCUGCAGGCGGCGGGAGUGGACUUCCCGCCGCCGCCGCCGCCACAGCCGGCGGGGGUUAACAGCAGCGGCGGCGCGGUGGCGGCUGCGCCGUCGGCGGAUGCGCCGGCGGCGGACGACGCGCACGGCGCACAUGUGGGCGGCUCGCGUGCUCGCGGCGUGGCUGCGCUGCAGCGGGCGCUGGCGGUGGCGGCGGGCUACGGCCUGCCAGCGGACGUGCGCUCCAUCGCUGCCGCCACCCCGCCGGAGCGCGUGUCGGAGUUCGGCAUGUACCAGCACACGCCGGAGAUGGCGACGCCGGGCGCCUGGGCGCGGGGCCGGCUGGUGCAUGUGGGCGACGCCGCACACGCGGGGCCGCCCGACGGCACCGGUGCCAACUUCGCGCUGGAGGACGCGGCGGUGCUGGGCGCGUGCGUGCGGAAGCACGGCCUUGGGCCCGAGGCAUUCGCUGCCUGGGAGGCCGCCCGCCUGCCGCGCCUGUACGACCACCUGUACAACAAGGCCAUCCCGCCGGCGGAGAAGUGGGGCCGCAUGGCGGGCGCGGAAUUUGAGCCGCUGUGGCGCCCCGAGCAGGUGCUUGAGGCAGCGGCGGCGGCGACCCAGGAGGGCUCAUCAUCGGCCCGGCCUUACCUGAAGCCGCCGCCGCAGGUGGCGGAGGCGGCGGCCCGGGCUGUGGCGGCGGGCGAUGACGCCGCCGCAACGCAGGUCAUCCGCGCCUGGGCCUGGUCGGCGCUGCGCGAGGCGGUGGUGCUCAAGGCCGUGGACGCGGGUGUGAUCGCCUCGCCCGCAGACGCGGACCCGGCGCCGCCCGCCGCCGCGGACCCGCAGCAGCAGCAGGCGCCGCAGGCACCUGCUGUGGCGGCGGCGGCCGUGGGUGCGGCCAAGUCCUCGGCCACCUCGUCCUAGGCUGCUGUACACGUGAGACGGCUCGCUUAAGGGUGUGCCGUGAGCUUUCAGCAGGUGUGGGCGUUUUCAGUGUGUUCCUUCGCAAACUGAUUGGCCGGGUCGAUCUACUGCAGCACCCAGCAGAGCACAUCAUUCGCGAGGCACUCGGCCGUGGACCUGCUGGGUGGGUGACGGCUGCUACCGUGUGUUUUCAUGUGUUUGUGUCUGUUUUGCGGUUCGGGAGAGGUUUUACUAGCUCGGCAUUCUUUAGGGCACCAUGAGUGAAAGCAAGGAGAGAGCGUGCGGAAGUGUUCAGUGCGAGACGCUCGGAGAUACAUGUGUUGAGGGAGCGAGGGCGCACGACUACAUGUCCUACAUCCUGAAGAUGCAUGAACUUACUGGCUCGU